This is a messenger RNA of Drosophila willistoni, 549 nucleotides long. RefSeq lists its product as uncharacterized. Gene Ontology annotation, cellular component: nucleus; chromatin. NCBI's taxonomy places the organism in Eukaryota, Metazoa, Arthropoda, Insecta, Diptera, Drosophilidae. The coding region runs from base 1 to 549 and encodes 182 amino acids. Gene Ontology annotation, biological process: positive regulation of innate immune response; positive regulation of transcription by RNA polymerase II. The record is from RefSeq and is a predicted model, not a curated record. The transcript is spliced from 3 exons. Gene Ontology annotation, molecular function: transcription coregulator activity.
AUGGCUUUAUCAAGCGCCAUUUCAACCAAAUCAAACCACGAAUGUCAGACAACACGUCCGAGGACAACCCGACUAAGUAUUGGUUCGUUCCUGAAAUACCACAACCAGCUCCUUGUUCAACACCAGAAUUACAAGGAAACCAGCCAGAAACGCACCACGAUCUUCCGAAUACCCUUCAAGAAACAGUUCCUGAUCCUGGUGAAAAUGCAGCAACGUCGAAUGAAACUCCAAAUCGAAACCAAUCUUCGCGACGACGUUCUGGUAAAGCGAAUAAUUGGUUUGGAUGAAGUAGAUAACAAUAUGGACACCUGGGAACUGAUUAAGAGCAGACGUGGGGGCCUCAAGAAACCCAAGCAGUUUUCCGCCAUUCUAAGACAAGCGGAACUGGAAUCGGAUUGGGGUCUUUUCACAUUCAAGCAGGUGCAGCUUAUUUGCGAGAAUAUGAUUAAAGAAUCGGAGAAUGACCUCUGUGAAUUGUACGAAGCCCUAUUGAUCAGUAAGCUGACCGAGCAGUAUGAUUGUUCAGGAACGGAUUGCGUUUAUCGAUAA